CUUCACACUCACUGUACACGGUGCCUUGCCAUGGUAGUGCUUGAUAAUGCGUAUGAAAUUCUUCAAACAGAGGAAAAAUGGUGGAAGACUGUGAAAAACAAAGCCAUGGCCAAUCAAGUAGAGGAUGCAGAUCUCGUCGUUCGUUUUUUAUAUUCACCAUUUUCCUGGUCCUGUUCCUGUGCUACUACAUUGUCCCCAAUGAAAUCUCAGAAUUCUGGACUGUAACAGUUGGAUUAUUUCUUGCAGAGAACUUUACCAUUAAAAUGGUCAACAAUUUGCUGAAUAAGCCUAUAGCGCCAACAGUGACUUCUGUGGAAGUGUGGAAGCCUCCUGAACCAUAUUAUGUGGCAUACCCACGCAAGUAUAAUUUAGUUUUCAAUGAGCCAGAGAAGUGCCAGAAGGAAAACCCUUUCGUGUUGUUAAUGGUACCAGUAGCUCCAAGCAAUACAGCUGCUCGGGACGCCAUUCGUUCAACUUGGGGAUCAGAGAGGUUAGUUGGGGACAAGACCGUGAGCAUAUUAUUUAUUUUGGGUCUCCCCACUCCAGAAGAAAGAGAAACGCUUCAACAAAAUUUGCUACAUGAAAGUGAGAAGUAUCAUGACCUCAUACAAAGUGAUUUCUGGGACAGUUACUACAAUCUCACCAUUAAGACAAUGGUAAUGCUAGAAUGGCUGACUGUUUACUGUCCAAAUGCCUCCUACGCAAUGAAAGUUGACUCUGAUGUGUUUCUCAAUGUGAAAACCUUAGUCAAUAUGCUUCUGUCUGCUCCAAAGCAGAACUAUAUGACUGGACUUGUGGCUAGGAAUGCAGUGGUUCUGAGAAACCCUCGUUCUAAAUGGUAUCUUCCAAAAACUGUUUAUGAGCCACCUUUUUAUCCACCCUAUGCUCUGGGCUUGGGAUAUAUUUUCACCCUAGACCUGCCAGAAAAACUUGUUAAGGCAGCCCAACUUGUCAAACCAGUUUACAUAGAGGAUGUAUUUCUAGGUCUAUGUAUGACACAUUUAGGAAUUGCACUUACCAAUCCACCUGAUGGAAGCCUAUUCAAUGUCUUCCCUGUAGAAUAUAACCGCUGCCGCUAUUCAAAACUCAUCGCCACAACGACACGAAGCUUGAGAGACCAAGUGGAGUUUUGGAAGGAUUUACAGAGACCGGGUACAAAUUGCUAACAACAAAUAGUUAAAUCUGUGUAAUGGUCACAUGACUUACAUGUAACAAAGCUUGCCUGUCUUUUUAUACACAACCAAAAACAGGCUAUAAGAAAAUCUGGGUUAAUUAUGUGUUUUUGGGUUCACACUGCACAAUUUCGACAAAAUUUCGACAACCUACAGCCAAUGAGGUUGCUUCUGCAAGCAACCAUUCUCUCUUUCAUAUUCUUUUCUUAAUUUUUUUCCCCAUUGCAAAUCAGUGUACAGACAACUUGGAUUGAAAGCUUUAUUGCAGCCUAAAUUAAUAAAUCCAUUCUCGUGUGAGAACGCCUGUCUGUCGUGUGAUCUUAUGUUAUUUCCCAUAUCAAUUAUUAAAAGGCAGAGUUACACACUGGUCUGUUAUUGUGGUUACAUUUCCACGCCCAUAAACAUGGCACGGCACAAAACCAAAAUGUGAUUGGUUGCUUUACCUGUCAGUCAUAAUUUCUGGCACCUUAUUUCAAUAUGAAGGGCCAGGUCAGCUGUUAAGCACUUCCAAAAAAAAAGCUGUAUACUGCAGGGCCCAACAAUAAGUACAGUCCGAUGGCCAGUGUGAAAGAUGCUCGGGACAGUUGAUGGAUUUGUCACUGCUGCAUCCUCAUGGAAGUUUAUCUUUUACACUUCUUUUUAAGCCUUGCCAAUUUAAACAUUCAAGUGAUUUUAAACCAUUCAAACGCAAGACGCCAUACAAGACAACUCCAUUCAGUGCUCGUGACUGUGUUCUCUGUGUACAGCGUGCACACAGACUCUGACAAUGCGUAAGCACCGAAUUCCUUUUUCGCGUCGUCUUGUGAUUUAAUGGUCAAAUACAUGUUGCCAAUUUGAAUAUUCCAGCAAUUUUAAAGCAUUCAAACACAAGAAGACGAGAAUAACAACUUUUAGUGUGUUCUGCGUGCACAGUACACACAUAUAGAGCUACGUCUCAGGCAAUGUGUGAGCACCGAAUUGACUUUCUUUACACAUCUCCUUGCACUUGGGUGGACAAAUAUAUAUAAAAAAGUGUGUCAAUAUACCGUCUUGACAGUUGGUUAUGACUUGGAUAAACUGGAUGUGCAUCAUUAUAUUGUAUCUGUGCAUGGUUUCUUACAGUGGCCGUGACUAAUUUAACAGCUGCUGUCAAUGUCCUUAAUGUUAAUCAAAAAAAAAAAAAAAGAAAGAAAGAAAAAGAAAAUCACUCACUGCUCUUGACUGCAUAACUUUUGUAGCUUUAACAAUGAAUGAUCUUUAUUAAUUUAUAGAGGGGAAAAAAAAUUCAAUGUUAUCUUACAUUUGAUUAUUCAGUUUCUGUUUUUGUACACCUAAAAACCUAAAGUCUCUUUAAUUUGUAUCAUUGUUCUGUUUAUUUAUUUGUGCUAUUGCUUGUACAGUAAUUUGUUCAUUUGUUCUUAUUUACUGACUUUUCACUUGUCUUUAAUAAUGCUUGAACUAUUUUUGUUAGGCUAGUAGUUUUUGCUGUGGUAUCAAAAUUAUAAUCAUGAAUUGUAAAAUUUCACUGGUAUCUAAAACUUUGAUAGCAACAACUUUUUAUUUAUUUAUUUUUUUUUUUAAUGGCAGGGCCAGUGAAAAUGUUUGCAGGGCAAGUAAAAAAAUUGAACCACCUGCCCAACGGAGCCAGUAGAAAAAAAUCCUUAGCCUUGAGCCCUGUACUGUAUGCAAACAAGAGGCCAUAGGGUAAGGCAUUUGUUAAACAAAAUGUAUUGGUUUUGAAAAGAAAGUGAUGGCAUUUAUAAAGCUUUCAAUGACUAAAGUAUAUUUAAAGUGUUUGUUAAUAUUUGUGGAAAAUAAAAAUAAACAGAUAGAUGCAAAUGAUUUUAUGGUUUGUUUGUUUUUUGUUUGUUUUUUUUAAAAUUCCAAUUUAAUGCAAAUUGUAGACAAUUAGUUAAAAACAUAUUUUCACAGACUUACUCUGAUUAUGGUAUUGUAUGGUUUUAUGGUCAUUUUAGUUGUGUGGUCUCUUUGGACAAUUUUUAAUACUGUAAUAAUUUACCAUCUGACCUAAAAAAUUAAAAGACUUUGUGUACUAGA
Molecule: messenger RNA, 3209 nt
Organism: Onychostoma macrolepis
Lineage: Eukaryota; Metazoa; Chordata; Actinopteri; Cypriniformes; Cyprinidae
Product: beta-1,3-galactosyltransferase 2
Exons: 2
Coding region: 78-1166 (362 amino acids)
Cellular component (GO): membrane
Molecular function (GO): N-acetyl-beta-D-glucosaminide beta-(1,3)-galactosyltransferase activity
Source: RefSeq, a predicted model, not a curated record